Phragmites australis (common reed) is the source of this 1632-nucleotide messenger RNA. RefSeq lists its product as uncharacterized. The record is from RefSeq and is a predicted model, not a curated record. Bases 186 to 1337 code for a protein of 383 amino acids. NCBI's taxonomy places the organism in Eukaryota, Viridiplantae, Streptophyta, Magnoliopsida, Poales, Poaceae. The transcript is spliced from 2 exons.
GAGGCUGCGCGAAGAGCGAAACCCCACGCCGCACCAGACGAAAGGCCAAAAAAACAAAAGAAAAACACAGCACAAAGCCCACCCAUCUCUCUCUCCUGUUACUAUCUACCUUGCCUCCACCCAAAUCCCAAACCCUAGUGCCCCCAGGUCGCCAGAUCCCUCCCCGACGCAGCGCCCUCGCCGCCAUGCGGAUCCGCAAGAGCGCUUCCCGCCUCCUCGGCUCCGCCUACUCAGCCGCCGCUCCCGCGGCCCCGGCCCCCGACGCGUCGCCCCCAUUAGAGCUCCCGCCGCCGCCGCCGCACCUGGCGCCGUGCUCCGCGCCCGAAUAUUGCGGCGGGGGCGGCUUAGCAAGCCCCGCUACUGCCUCUGGGGAGCACUGCGAGCUCAGCCGCUCGCCGUGGGACCUCAUCCCCGAGCUCUCCAUCUCUGAUCCCCAGGUGGAGGAUGACCUUGUGGGCAAGUAUUUCGUCCAUGUCGCCUGCCGGGCUAGCUGGCUCUUCACGACCAGCAUGCCAACCGCCUCAGUGAAGAAGAAGGAGAAGCCUGCCGUGGCAUCGGCCGGCGAGGACAACCGUGAGGUUGUGAAGAAGGUGAUGAAGAAACUGACAACAUGUAAGGAGAAGAAGAAGAAGGAGAAGGAGAGCGAGGUCAAGAAGAAUGCAAAGGUGAAGAAAGAGGAGGGCGAGGAGAAGAAGAAGGAGGAGAGCGAGGACGGGGGAGCACAGGUCUGGAAGUGCAAGAAGAACGACGGCAAGAGGUGGCACUGCCACCGGACAGUGAGCCAACCCAACUCCCUCUGCGACUACCACUUCGUGCAGAAGCGCUCCUACUUAAACCCUGAGUUUGAGUUUGCUUCAGCAGUGGCGUCAGAGGCGGCGCCUGUGUCAGCAGCAGCCUCCAAGCCCUCAAGCACCUCCAAGCCGCGGAAGAAAAAGUCCGGCGGCGACUUUGUGGCAACCGAGGGCUUCUACUACUACACUGGGUUCGGCCCUUCCCGCACCAAGAGGCACUGCAGAAGCAGCGGCAUGAACGAGCCUGUAUCUGCAAAGCAAGAAUUGGAACAUCCCGAAUAUGCUUCUCCUACUAAUCAAGCUCAAGCUGAUGAUGAUACCAACCGGGCAGCAGAUCAUGAUGAUGUGUCUAUGUGCGACGAGGACAUCGCCGGGAUCGCCGGUGGCGACGAGGAGAGCAGCGACGACGACGGAAUUGGCACCUCUGUCCGCACUAUCAAUGGAAAUGGUGAGCCCCGAGCUAGCAAUGAUGACAGCAAGAGGAAGACCCCGUGGAAGCGGUGGAGGAAGCCCAUGAAGGCGCGGUCGCUCAAGUCCUUGAUGUGAGCGCGCACCGACGUGCUCUCACGUCCGUGGUGUAGAAGAGAAGUUAGCUUAGCUUAGCUUGUUUCGAUUUUGUGGUUGAAUUGAUUAGCUUGUUGUUUGACUUUUGAAUUUCGUUUUGUUGUUAAUUCUACGGUUAGUCCAUGGUAUUAUACUAUUUGUUUUAGUUAUUUAGGCUAGUUUUACUGUGUUUAGAAGCCUAUCAGAGUACCAGUAGUCUGCCAUGUUGAGUUUGUGAAGGAUCAUAUCAAACCAAUGUGCUUCUUCUUGAGUUUGAGUCCAAAUGUAUUCCUGUUGA